Archocentrus centrarchus (flier cichlid) is the source of this 2879-nucleotide messenger RNA. It is a transcript of the gene best2, whose product is annotated as bestrophin 2. NCBI's taxonomy places the organism in Eukaryota, Metazoa, Chordata, Actinopteri, Cichliformes, Cichlidae. The coding region runs from base 191 to 2074 and encodes 627 amino acids. The record is from RefSeq and is a predicted model, not a curated record. The transcript has 10 exons. Gene Ontology annotation, molecular function: chloride channel activity.
CGAGGCUUCUAAGCUCGAUGACAAAACGGCACAGAACAAGGCAAAGAGAAGACGAUACUAAAUUGAAAAUAUGAAUUCACUUAUCCGGUGGUGCCAAUUACGCACAGGGGAUACGCUGAACGUUUCAGCAAGAUAAAUCGCAACAAAAGCUCUUCUUUCAGUCUAAAGACCCGUGGACCUUCUGUCACUAAUGACUGUCACGUACACGGCCAGAGUAGCAAACGCUCGAUUCUGUGGCUUCUCCAAGCUGCUCUGGGCCUGGAAAGGGAGCAUCUACAAGGUGUUAUAUAAAGAAUUCCUGGCUUUCUUUGCCAUGUACACCGCCAUCAGUAUCACUUACAGAUUUUUCCUGUAUGAUGACCAGAAAAGGUAUUUUGAAAAGCUGGCAAUUUACUGCAAUCACUAUGCCAGUCUCAUCCCCAUGUCUUUUGUACUGGGUUUCUAUGUGACCCUGGUGGUGAACAGGUGGUGGAACCAGUACACCAGCAUCCCACUCCCUGACAGGCUCAUGUGCGUCCUAUCAGGCGGCCUCCAGGGAAGCGAUGAGCGAGGCCGUCUGCUGAGACGCACCAUGAUGCGCUACGCCAGCCUGUCGGCCCUGCUCAUCCUCCGCUCUGUCAGCACUGCUGUCUUUAAACGUUUCCCCACCAUGGACCAUGUGGUGGAGGCUGGAUUCAUGACAAGAGAUGAGCGAAAGAAGUUUGAAGGCCUCCAUUCGCCGUAUAACAAAUACUGGAUCCCCUGUGUCUGGUUCACCAACUUGGCUGCUGUGGCUCGCUGUGAGGGCAGAAUCAAAGAUGAUCACACUCUCAAACUACUGCUGGAGGAGCUGAAUGCGUUCAGAGGGAAGUGCAGCAUGUUGUUUCAUUAUGACAUGAUCAGUGUUCCCCUGGUGUACACUCAGGUGGUGACUUUGGCAGUGUACAGUUUUUUCCUGGUAUGUCUAAUUGGUCGCCAGUUCCUGGACCCCAGUCAAGGAUAUCCGGGUCAUGACCUUGAUCUCUAUGUGCCCAUCUUCACCCUGCUGCAGUUCUUCUUUUAUGCAGGCUGGCUCAAGGUCGCAGAGCAGCUGAUCAACCCCUUUGGAGAAGAUGAUGAUGACUUUGAGACCAACUGGCUGAUAGACAGAAACUUCCAGGUGUCCAUGAUGGCUGUGGAUGAGAUGUAUGGAGAUCUGCCGAUGAUGGAGAGAGACCGUUACUGGAACGACUCCAAUCCCAGACCACCUUACACCGCAGCCACUCUCUUUGUCCUGCGUAAACCUUCGUUCCAGGGGUCUACUUUUGACAUGGCGAUUCCUAAAGAAGAGAUGCACUUCCAGCCUCUGGAGGAUAUUGCUGAGAACUUGGAGGAGUCCGGCACUCGUCAUCCUAACAUGGCACUCUUCAACCGCCUCCUCAAUGCAGCCCCGUCCCCAACUGGCCUAAUGGGAGGGGCUCUUCGACGCACAUCAGCACAGCUCCAGAGGCUGCGCCACUCUCCCGGUAUUGACCAGUAUAACAGCGACGAUGAAGACGAGGACAGUUGUAAAAUAGGUAAAGGGGGUUCUCUGCCAUCGGGGCUCGGGCAGGAGACACAGAGCACUGUGUGCAGUUUUAGGGAAGAGAAGAGUGUCAGAACGCCUCUUCUGGAGAUUCAGUUUGGGGCAGAGCAGGACAGGCGAAGAAAGCAAGCUGCUGUCAGUGAGAGGAAUGAGCUGAGCAGAGUGGAGUGCAGGAGCAAUGAAGAACAGCAGACAGGGGAAGAAGGGAAAGCAGAGAACGGGGAGACAUCCAGUGCUCCGGUGUCUCUGCUUCCUCCCCCGCCUAAGUCCUUCAGAGGGACUUCUACUCGACCUUCCUCCACCAUUCCCAUCACAUCCCAUCACCCGUCUGCGUUCCUGUUUCACCCAGCUGCCCACUCUAGUCUGGAGCUCUGCAGCUCCCAGCCAGCCAUCAGUCACAACAGGGCUUUGUCUGCAAUCCCCAAACCUCCCUUUGGAGAAAACAAAAUGUCCUUCCUCACUGUGCCGUCCUUCGAUGAACCUCAGCGUUUUCGCAGUGUGAGCAUGGGGUCAGAGCUCACAGGGUCGUAGGUGGACAAUUGGUGGGGUCACAUGAACUUGUGAUGGUUUGAAAAUACAAGGUUUGAUCCAGUGCAUGCUUUCAGAAGUGGAAUUAGUCACUGAAGUGGAACUUUCAAUCUUACUAGUUAGUAGCACAUUUAUGGCCACAGUUUUUGGAAAUUAGUUUAGUACAUAAAACACUCCCUGAUUUUGUCAUGCAAACCACUACUGAAGUUUGCCAUUCAACAAUAAUCUGUAAUGAAUAUCAAAAAUCAAAAGGAGGCAAGGGAAAGGAAACAUAGCACUAAUGGUAUUUUUUAAAGGAAUACACUGAUGUUUGGAAUAUCUAUAUUUUUACUGAAUGUCUGAGAUAUCAUCAACUUUGUAAUCAAUUUUGAUUACAUAUUUAAAUUAUAACGUAUUAGCAUGGGCACCGAAAGCAGGUGGAAACUCGCUUUUUUUUUUUUAAGGGAAGCGCUCAAAGUAAUUUGCAUGUUGCAUCUUGGUAGCUAGUGUGAGACACCAGAUUUGAAUUCAGAGUUAUAGAAGGUAAGACUUAUAGUAACCAAAGUUUAUUCUGAAAAGAAAGCGUAAUGCAUGGGGGACACAGUUUUCUAUGUUCAGUUUAUUCAUCCUGAUUAUUUAAAAAAAAGGAAAUAUAUGUAUAUCGAUGUAUUAUUGUUUUCAUUUUCUACUACUUCAUUUAAACAAAUAUUGACUUACGUUAAUGAGCACAGCCCUGUAACACCUAAACAUACAUUUAUACAUUUGAUACACUGUUUCAGCACAUUAUCAGAUGAUUAUUUAAAAAAAUAUUUAUAGUUUCAAUAUAGUU